AAAAACACACGCCUUUAUAUGUUUGAAGCAAACGACAAAAAAAAAAAAGGAACCCUAAGCCCAGACGUUAACACCAACCCCUCUUUUCCGGCGGUGUCCGAGCUUCCUCCGCCGUAACGCUGUUUUCGUGGCCACGGAAGCUUAACUAAGAUUCCUUUAUUCUUUCUUUUCACAGAUGUCAAAUCCACUGGAAGAGCCAAUAGACAAUGAUACCUCAGACUCUGUUUCUCACCUGAGUGAAGAUAAUGAAUCUGUUCGGCUAGUUGCCGUGACUCAUGAAGCUGCUUCUCCACCUGAAACCGUGUUAAUAUCUCAAUCAGAAGAGAUGCGGAGUAGAAACUUGAUAUGGUGGUUUAAAGCUUUGUGUAUAUGUGCCCUUACUCUCUUCCUCACUCUAAUCUUCGCCAAAUGGGGUGUUCCCUUUGUAUUCCAAAAGAUUCUUAUUCCGAUUUUGCAAUGGGAAGCGACUGCAUUUGGCCGUCCUACGCUCUUCAUUGUCCUCCUUGUUUCCUUAGCCUUCUUCCCUGUCUUCUUGAUCCCUUCUGGUCCAUCCAUGUGGUUAGCCGGCAUGAUUUUCGGUUACGGUCUCGGUUUCGUUAUCAUCAUGGUUGGAACCACCGUUGGCAUGGUUCUUCCUUACUUAAUCGGUCUAAUGUUUCGUGAUCGCCUCCAUCAAUGGUUAAAAAGAUGGCCUCGUCAAGCAGCGGUUCUUAGACUAGCUGCAGAAGGAAGCUGGUUCCAUCAGUUCAGAGUCGUGGCUAUCUUUAGAAUCUCGCCGUUUCCUUACACGAUUUUCAACUACGCUAUUGUUGUGACAAGCAUGAGAUUCUGGCCUUACCUGUUUGGUUCCAUAGCAGGAAUGAUACCUGAAGCUUUCAUCUACAUUUACAGUGGUCGGUUGAUCAGAACAUUUGCGGAUGUGCAAUACGGACAUCAACGUCUGACAACGGUAGAGAUUGUGUACAACGUAAUUUCCUUGAUCAUUGCGGUUGUGACUACUGUAGCAUUCACUCUGUACGCGAGAAGAGCUUUGAGGGAGCUGCAAAACGCAGAAGGUGAUGAUAGUGGAGAAGUUGAGGUAAGGAAAGAGGUGAGGUUUGAGAUGGAGAACGUUGUUCAACAAGUAUAGAUAGUCAUCGGCGUUUGGGUUCUUCUCAAGCAUUGCCUUAAUUGAAAACUCUCAAGGAAGUUGUAAUACUAGAUUUGUAUAAAAGCUUACUGAAUGUUGUCUGUAAGAAGUAAAUAACCAAAAAAGGAAUAUCCUAAUAUGUCUGAUUUUAGUAGUAAACCAGGAAGACUAGUCAAACCGUCAGAGGUUUGACUUUAAACAAUAGUGUUGCUGAUUCUAGUUAUUGAAAUAAAAUAAAAUAAAUAAAAC
Molecule: messenger RNA, 1378 nt
Organism: Eruca vesicaria subsp. sativa (arugula)
Lineage: Eukaryota; Viridiplantae; Streptophyta; Magnoliopsida; Brassicales; Brassicaceae
Source: the annotation of a GenBank genome assembly